AAGGGCACGAAGACAGUCAGUCUCGGAUGAAAUUCGAGCCACUUUAGUUGACCAUGUCCUUGUCCAUGGGAUGACUAUGAGGGAGGCUGGGCAACGAGUACAACCAAAUUUGAGUCGCUUCACUGUUGCCUCCAUCAUCAGAACCUUCAGGGAGGAAAACAGGACACAGAGACGACCACCUGGUGGAGGCAGGUUAAGGCUUUUGUCGGAGGAGCAAGAGAGGGAACUUGUAAACAUGGUAAUUGCAAAUAAUGUAAUCCGCCUGCAAGAGAUUCAAAGGAGAGUGAUUGAGGAUGAUCAUCUUUUUCGAGGCAUAAAUGCCAUCAGCCUCUCCACAAUUGACCGCAUCCUCUGAAAGAAUCAAUUCCGGAUGAAACAGGCAUACCGAGUCCCUUUCGAACGAAACUCUGACAGAGUGAAAAACCAACGUGUGGAAUAUGUUCAGAGAAUCUUUGAGAUUGAAGGACGGCCUGUUCCCCAUGAAAUGAUCUUUGUGGAUGAGGCAGGUUUUAACCUGACCAAAAGAAGGAAAAGGGGGAGGAACAUAAUUGGCCAUCGGGCUAUUGUAAAUGUCCCUGGUCAGCGUGGGGGGAAUGUCACUAUGUGCGCAGCCAUCAGCCAACGAGGGGUACUCCACCGCCAUGCCGUACUAGGACCCUAUAACACUAUGCUUCUCCUUGCUUUUCUUGAUGGUUUAAGACAACAUAUGUUCCAGCUGGACUACAGGGAACCAGCACAGCCAGAGCAGCCUCACUACGUUGUUGUGUGGGAUAACGUCAGCUUCCAUCGCGCUGCUCUGGUUCGUGACUGGUUUACCAAUAACCCAAGGUUUUCUAAUAUCUUUCUGCCUGCAUACUCCCCCUUUCUAAACCCGAUAGAGGAGUUAUUUUCGGCAUGGCGGUGGAAAGUGUAUGACCGAGAACCUUAUGUCCGUGUUCACCUCCUUCAGGCCAUGGAAGAGGCCUGCCUAGACAUAUCAGUAGAUGCAUGCCAGGGGUGGAUCAGGCAUGCAAGAGGAUUUUACCCCCGCUGCCUGGCUGGGGCCAAUAUAGCCUGUGAUGUGGAUGAGAUUCUCUGGCCUGACCCAGACCAAAGACAAGAUGCUGUGGUGGGAUAAUGUUUCUGGUGUGUGUUGUACUGUAUAGUACAUGAAUGACAAUGUGCCACUGUACAUACAUUGGUUGCGUCUUUUGUGUUUAUCAUGUGACAAGGGUUUUGAAGGGGAGAACCAUAAGCAACCUAAUUGUUUUGGAACUAUUGUUUUGAAUUAAUUGUACCAGUGUGCAAAACUCUGUUGUAGUGUGUGUGUUUUUGAGGGCUUGUGUUUGAUGUCUGAGGGCAAAGUUCGGUUUUUCAGCAGGAGUGAAUAGUUUUGGGUGUAGAGCUUCAUUUUGACCUGGAAAUAGGAUGUUUGGGGAAUUGAGUGAGAUGUUAUGGAUUUGUGUUUACUGUUGUGCGGAUAUGAGGCGUAGUUUCAAGAAAUGUGUUUUAGCAAUCGAGAAAAACUGUAAUAA
Molecule: messenger RNA, 1514 nt
Organism: Oreochromis niloticus (Nile tilapia)
Lineage: Eukaryota; Metazoa; Chordata; Actinopteri; Cichliformes; Cichlidae
Exons: 3
Coding region: 371-1117 (248 amino acids)
Molecular function (GO): nucleic acid binding
Source: RefSeq, a predicted model, not a curated record